Suillus fuscotomentosus is the source of this 1794-nucleotide messenger RNA. RefSeq lists its product as uncharacterized. The record is from RefSeq and is a predicted model, not a curated record. The coding region runs from base 1 to 1794 and encodes 597 amino acids. The transcript has 8 exons. NCBI's taxonomy places the organism in Eukaryota, Fungi, Basidiomycota, Agaricomycetes, Boletales, Suillaceae.
AUGCCUCGUUGUGGCCCAAAAACUUGGACAACUCCUGAGGAGGAGGCCUUCCUCCACAGUCAGCUCCCUGGCUAUAUCGCCUGUCAGGCAACAAAGGUUUACCACAACUUUUGGAAUACUACGAUCCGCGAAUUUUUAAGCCGUUGGCCGGAGAGAGCACGUCUAACUGAUAUCCCACAGGAAGGCGAGCUCAGUGAUAUACAGAAGUCUCACAUGGCACAAGCAAUCCUGAAACGAAAAUCUGCCAUUAAAAACUGGUUUCGGUGGCGUACAAAUGUUGCACAUCUGGCCCGCUCAGGCAGAUCUGGUGGUGUCUUAAGGCUCGAUACCAUAUUGGCUGGAGAUGAAAUGAGAGGGACACGUGCUCCACAGGAAGUCGAAAUCUACUCACAUAUCCAUUAUGAAGGUCGCGUCAAAGCGGAUGCUGAUGCUUUGAUUGCCUCUGAGACCAUCACUUCACGUGGUGACAAAUUGUUAAUGCGAAGAAUUGUCACCCGUGAUAAAUAUUCCAAAGAGCCUGAAGAAAUCAAAGCAGAGGUAAGGCGAAGGCACCAAGUAGCCCUAGAGAAGUGGAGACAAACUCGCAAGUGGAACAAAGCCGGGAUCAUGGAGGAAGUCAACGAAGAGACAAAAAUAAAGGCUUUUUUAGAGCUUGGAGGACACCUUGAUCGUGUUUUCCGGCACCUAUCUCACAAAACAGGGGGCCUCAAGUUUACUUGUAUUGCUGGUGGACGAAACCCUGUCACUGGAGAAGCGGUUGUUUUAGACUUUCACCUUGGCGAUACUGAAGAUGGAGCAGACUUCUCAGCUCACUACCCUAAAUUCUCGGAAGUUCAAGCUGCAUAUGCUACGUUCGUGAACGAGGCACUCACCCAUGAUGACAACAUGGAGGCAUUAGCGAGGGCAGACGACAUAUCCGACAGGCGCAGUGGAGUGGAAGAGGCUGAAGGAAGAGACAAUAUUCAAGAUAGUGAGGACAAGGUAGAAGAUGGCAGGGACAUUCAAAGUGACGAGGAAGAGUCCCAGAACGACUCUUAUAAUGUGGUGCAAGAGGGAAACACCACAUCAGACCUUACAACACCCUCUAAGUUGAUCGCCUUCGAUUACUCACUCAUGGAUGACAUAUCAGCAGUGCCCAGUGUUCCAUCAACUCCGAUUCACGACAUCAUCCAAGGGGACAAUACCAUUAUCAAAUACCCCCAGAUCCCAGCUGCCUUCAGCAUGGCCGAUUUUGCCGAGUUUGAUAGGCUCCUCGCUACCAUAACAAAACAGGAUCUCGACAGUCUAAACUUCCCUCCGUUAGCACCGCAUCUUGAAGUUUCCAGCUUCAGCCCAGGGCCUGGGUCUGAACUUGAUGAUUUUUUAUUCUCGUCGACGGUUGGUAGUGAGGGCUCCGACGGUGAUUUCAAUUUUUCUUUGUCAGACAGUGACUUUGAGAUGUUCUUGCCCCAUUCAAGCCCCAUUCUCGGAGAAACCCUUACCAGCUUAAAUCCAGACAUCACCACACUUAAAAUACCUGUGCCAGUUCACACACCUUCAGCACCUCAGGCUCUCGUGCACCAAUCCCUAGCCCCACAGUCUGACUUGGACGGCCCACGUCGAACACUGCGCCGUCACGUCCCAUCAAAACGUGACCAGGCACUUAACGCUAUUGGAUCUUCGAAGUCUCGUAUAUGCCCGGCAGUAGAGAAUGGCUCGGGUAAAGAGAAUGUAUCAUCCGAGUCUGCCAGUGGUAUGAAGAGGAAGGCAGCCACUGCUAUCAGCGCCAUGAACAAGAAGAAAAGGCGGCCCUGA